Rangifer tarandus platyrhynchus (Svalbard reindeer) is the source of this 1359-nucleotide messenger RNA. Lineage: Eukaryota; Metazoa; Chordata; Mammalia; Artiodactyla; Cervidae. The record is from the annotation of a GenBank genome assembly.
AUGAUUUCCCAGUUCUUCAUUCUGUCCUCCAAGGGGGACCCGCUCAUCUACAAGGACUUCCGCGGAGACAGCGGCGGCCGGGAUGUGGCCGAGCUCUUCUACCGGAAGCUGACGGGACUGCCUGGAGACGAGUCUCCGGUUGUCAUGCACCACGAUGACCGGCACUUCAUUCACAUCAGACACAGCGGUCUCUACUUGGUGGCCACCACUUCAGAAAACAUUUCCCCCUUCAGCCUCCUGGAGCUGCUCUCCCGGCUGGCCACUCUCCUGGGUGACUACUGUGGCUCCCUAGGGGAGGCGACCAUCUCUCGCAACGUGGCUCUGGUCUACGAACUCCUGGAUGAAGUGCUGGACUAUGGCUAUGUACAGACCACAUCCACGGAGGUGUUGAGGAACUUCAUCCAGACAGAGGCUGUGGUCAGCAAACCCUUCAGCCUCUUUGAUCUCAGCAGCGUUGGCUUGUUUGGGGCCGAGACACAACAGAGCAAAGUGGCCCCCAGCAGUGCAGCCAGCCGGCCUGUCCUGUCCAGCCGCUCUGACCAGAGUCAAAAGAAUGAAGUGUUUUUGGACGUGGUCGAGAGAUUAUCCGUGCUGAUAGCCUCUAAUGGCUCGCUGCUCAAGGUGGAUGUGCAGGGAGAGAUCCGGCUCAAGAGCUUUCUGCCCAGCGGCUCGGAGAUGCGCAUCGGCUUGACCGAGGAGUUUUGUGUGGGGAAGUCCGAACUGAGAGGCUAUGGGCCGGGAAUUCGGGUGGAUGAGGUCUCCUUUCACAGUUCAGUGUACCUGGAUGAGUUUGAAUCUCAUCGGAUCCUCCGUCUGCAGCCCCCUCAGGGUGAGCUGACUGUGAUGAGGUACCAACUUUCAGAUGACCUCCCCUCCCCGCUCCCCUUCCGGCUCUUUCCGUCUGUGCAGUGGGACCGAGGCUCAGGCAGGCUCCAGGUUUAUUUGAAGUUACGUUGUGACCUGCCCCCAAAAAGCCAGGCUCUCAACGUCAGGCUGCACCUUCCCCUGCCUCGAGGGGUGGUCAGCCUGUCUCAGGAGCUGAGCAGCCCAGAGCAGAAGGCAGAACUGGCGGAGGGAGCCCUUCGCUGGGACCUGCCUCGGGUGCAAGGAGGCUCUCAGCUCUCAGGCCUCUUCCAGAUGGACGUCCCGGGCCUCCCUGGGCCUCCCGGCCAAGGCCCCUCCGCCUCGGCUCCCCUAGGGCUGGGCCCUGCCAGCCUCUCCUUUGAGCUUCCCCGGCACACGUGCUCUGGCCUCCAGGUCCGCUUUCUCAGGCUGGCGUUCAGACCCUGCGGCAGCGCCAGCCCGCACAAGUGGGUGCGACACCUAAGCCACAGCGACGCUUACGUCAUUCGGAUCUGA